Funneliformis caledonium is the source of this 465-nucleotide messenger RNA. NCBI's taxonomy places the organism in Eukaryota, Fungi, Glomeromycota, Glomeromycetes, Glomerales, Glomeraceae. The record is from the annotation of a GenBank genome assembly.
UCAAGUAACACGUCGAAAAUAUUAGGAAUAAUACCAUAUAUAGAUCCAAAAAGUUUCAAGAAUUAUAAUCAAAGCCAAAAAUUUAAAUUAAAUAUGAAAUCCGAUGUGUACAGCGUUGGAGUUUUGCUAUGGCAAAUUUCGAGUGGGCAUAGACCUUUCGAAAAUGUUGACUAUGAUAUGACAUUAUUCUCGAAUAUAUCGAAAGGGUGUAGAGAGAAAAUUAUUAAUGGCACUCCUAUGGAGUAUUGUAACUUAUAUCAAGAAUGCUGGAAAUAUAAAUCAAAGGAACGUCCAGAUAUGCAAAAGGUUGUUUCUGUUCUUGACAAGAUAGAAAAAAACAUGUCUCUAAAAAGCAAUGGAAUUAAUACAAUAGAGAGGUAUAGACCAAAUUCAGAGUUAGGCGAGACAAAUACAAAAGAUUCAGACACAUUUUUCAAAAGGUUCAUCCGAUUCAAUAUUCAAUAA